AUGUCAUCAAAUUACAACUACGAUUUUAACCUUUCACAUCUGGUGAACCUUGAGAACGUACCUGAAAUGUCCACAGAGGACAUCAUGUCCGCAGAGGACAGAAAUUCACAACUUGACUUUUGGAUAAAUGCCGAAUUCCAGUACUACUCCCCAACCAUCGAUACAAAACUUGAAGAUCAAGAUAGUUCAGUCAAUCAACCGAUGAUAAUGCAAGAUCUCUCACUUAAUGAUCAAACGCAACAAUCUUUAUACCCGCUUUUCGCUUUUUCGAAUACGAACCCACUCUUGCAGUCCAAUAAUUUCGCCUCUUUAUUCCCGACUGCUCCUAUAGUUCCAGUUUCUAUUCCAACCGUUGUAAAUAAUCCAAUCAUUUUACCAAAGGAUGCUUCGUCAGAAAAUACCUCGAGCGCAACUAUAUCAGAGAUCAUACCUGAAACAGCUAAAGUCAUUACUAAAACUGCUGCCGUUGCUGAUGUUUCAACUGAUGCUACCCCCACCAUCACCACAAAAUCAAAUCCUUCUACAAAUGUUACCGCUUUGUCGGAUUUGAAUCCAAAUCGUAAAAAUUCAUCGAUGAAACCAUCGAAUUUAGAAAUCGCUCAAGAUGAACCCGCUAAAACAGAAGAUAAUGAAGGAAAGGUUGAUCCUGAACUUUCCGCAAAGUUGGCUGCCGAGGAAGACAAAAGGAGGAGGAAUACUGCAGCAUCUGCUAGAUUCCGUGUAAAGAAAAAGAUGCGGGAACAAGCUCUUGAAAGAACCGCAAGGGAAAUGACGGCUAAAGCCGAAACGCUUGAAAGCCGUGUAAGAGAACUUGAGAUGGAAAUCAAAUGGUUGAGAAGUUUAAUUGUAGAAAAAGAUGCCAGGCUUUUAGAUGUUGAUCGACCAGGGAAAAAGCGAAAGAAGGAUGAAAGCGAUGAUGAGGAGGAGGAGGUUAAAAAGGAUGAAGUAUCAGAGGCGAAACGGGAGAAACGGGAGCAGAGUGAUCAAACCAACCAAAAGGAGUAA
This is a messenger RNA of Funneliformis mosseae, 1005 nucleotides long. Lineage: Eukaryota; Fungi; Glomeromycota; Glomeromycetes; Glomerales; Glomeraceae. The record is from the annotation of a GenBank genome assembly.